AUGUUCAAAUCACUCCUCACUAGGUCUGCCACAGUGAGGCCGGGUGCAGUUUCGCGACCCACCUCCAAAGCCGUUGCUUCUCACAAUGUUUCAAAACGAAGUCUCCAUCUCGCUCCUCCUUUCCUCCUUGACGACUACAUUCCUCGCUAUAACCUGCUCUCCUCCGCCGAGGCAGCAAAAAAGCGUUCCGCCGCCUAUGCUCACCUCCGUCAAUGCAACCUCUGCCCGCGUCUCUGUAAUGUCAAUCGGUACGAGACCACCGGACACUGCUUGAUCGGUGCAGAGACGGUCAAGGUAUCAAACAUCGCACCUCACUUUGGGGAAGAGCCGUGUCUUCAAGGGCAUAACGGUUCUGGAUCUAUAUUCCUGAGUGGCUGUAAUCUGAGGUGUGUGUUCUGUCAAAACCACGAUAUAGCGCACCAGAAGAUUGGCUUUGACCUGACCCCGGAGGAGUUGGCCGAGUGGAUGAUCAAGUUGCAAGAGGUGGGCAAGGUGCAUAAUAUUAACGUCGUGACGCCCGAGCAUGUCGUGCCCCAAGUCGCGCUAGCUAUCCUGACGGCUAGGGACAUGGGCCUUAAUUUGCCGAUCGUGUACAACACCAGCGCGUUCGACAGUCUGGAAAGUCUCAAGUUGAUGGAUGGACUUGUGGAUAUCUAUCUACCGGAUUUCAAGGUCUGGAACAACGAAACUAGCAAGAGGCUUCUAAAAGCCGACGCCUACGCGGAUACGGCCAGAGAAAGCAUCCAGGAAAUGUAUAGGCAAGUCGGCGAUUUGUGUUUCACUGGCGACGGGAUCGCGAAGAAAGGAGUUUUGGUCCGCCAUCUGGUCAUGCCGGGAAAGGAGCAAGAAGGAGUGCAGAUCAUGAACUGGUUGGCUGAGGCGCUCGGAAAGGAUGUCUUCGUGAAUAUCAUGGAACAGUAUUUUCCGACUGCCCAUGUUGGUAAGGAGAAAAGGGGCUCCAAGUCAGACAAGUCGAGCAAGAGAUAUCCGGAAAUCAACCGCGCGGUAAACCACGAAGAGAUCGGUGUGGUGCAGAAGGCAGCGAGAGAUGCUGGGCUUUGGAGAUUUGCUGAGCCAGCGAGGCAUGGUGGAUGGAAUAUUUGA
Molecule: messenger RNA, 1104 nt
Organism: Cladophialophora psammophila CBS 110553
Lineage: Eukaryota; Fungi; Ascomycota; Eurotiomycetes; Chaetothyriales; Herpotrichiellaceae
Product: pyruvate formate lyase activating enzyme
Exons: 1
Coding region: 1-1104 (367 amino acids)
Molecular function (GO): catalytic activity; iron-sulfur cluster binding
Source: RefSeq, a predicted model, not a curated record